UUCAGGCGAUGCUGCUAGCGUGACGUAUUAUCUAGUGGACGGUUCUUCAUAAACAGCUAGUCAACCUCGGUACCUUGCUAGCCAACAUAGCGGAAAGAUUCAAGCUAUUUUAUGCUUUCGGUAUAUAUUAGCUACUGUGUUUUAGACACCUCUGUCGUAUCUACUUGUUAACCUUACGUUAUUUUUUCUAAGUCAGCUAGAGUAGCUGGCUGGUUAAGUUAGCACAAGCCUAGUCGCUAAUGAUAGCUAGCUAGCUAGCUAAUAUCCCCGACCAUGAGCUCACUAAACUUCUCCCCUCCUGUUAAAGAAGAGGUCUGCUGGACGGAGAAAGAAGCUCUGGGGCUGAACAUUGUCGUGAAAGAGGAGAAGGAAGAGGAAGAUGUCACAGUAAAACAAGAAGUAGAGGGUGAGGCUGUCACAGUGAAAGAUGAGGAAGACACGUUCAGAGUGAAAGAAGAGGAUGACGAUGUUACUGUGAAAGAAGAGAAAUACGCAUUCAGAGUGAAAGAGGAGAUGGAUGUAACUGUGAAAGAAGAGAAAAAGGAGGAUGAAGUUUUUGAAGUAAAGAAGGAAGGGGAGAUUACUGUCACAUUGAAAGAUGAAGAGGUGGAGAUAGAUCUGAUAAACACCAGAGAGAGACGGGACUACUGUGGAUCCUCUGGGGAGCCUCAACAUCAUGAUGCUCAAGAGGGAGAGAAGAGUCUCUCCAGAUCAGAACACCUCAAGAAACACCAGCAGAGACCCACAGGGAAGAAAUCUCACUGCUGCUCUGACUGUGGGAAAAGAUUCAACAGUUCAUCAGACCUUAAAAUACAUCAAAGAAUUCACACUGGCGAGAAACCUUACAGCUGUGAUCAAUGUGGGAAUAGUUUUACUCAGCUAGGCAGCCUGAUAGUACACCAGCGGGGACACACAGGAGAGAAACCUUUUACCUGUGAUCAAUGUGGGAAGAGUUUUACUACAUCUAGCUCUCGAACUACACACCAGAGAACACACACUGGAGAGAAACCUUAUGGCUGUGAUCAAUGUGGGAAGAGUUUUACUCAUCUAAACAGCAUGAUAGUACACCAGCGGGGACACACAGGAGAGAAACCUUUUACCUGUGAUCAAUGUGGGAAGAGUUUUACUACAUCUAACUAUCUAACUAUACACCAGAGAACACACACAGGAGAGAAACCUUUUGGCUGUGAUCACUGUGGGAAGAGUUUUAUUCGGCUACAAUCCCUGAAAUCACACCAGAGAAUACACACUGGAGAAAAACCUUUUGGCUGUGAUCAAUGUGGGAAGAGAUACUAUGAUAAAAGAUCUCUGAUUAAACAUCAGAAAAUACAUGAAGGAGUUGUUUCAUGAUAAUGAAAUAAUGUCACAAUAUUGAAUGUUUUAACAUUGUAGGUCCAGUAUUUGAAUGAAUGUUAGAAUGUAGAACCCUAAACGUUUGCCCCCUGUUCAAUUGAUAUUAGCCUCAGGGGAAAAAUCCAGGCUCUGAAUUGAAAGAGUACUUCUGAGAUUUAACAGAAAGUGACUAACAAAAAAAUAGUUGUGUUACUACACUUACCACGUUGGUGACCCACUUGAAUCAAAAUGCAACACUAUAAAAUAUUUAGGUUUUCAAUAUUUCCCAAACGGUUUCUGCAUAUUGGUUGAUUUGGACAUGAUAAAACUGUGUUUUUACAUUGCGCUUUUCCCAUUUAGCAAAAUGUAAUUGAAAAGACAUUGAAAAUAAGACUAUGCCCGACAUCCAAUAUAUGUUCGGUUGAAAGUUGAAAACAUGUAUUUUCGGGUCGUUUUUUCAAUGACUUGAAAACAACUUCAUUUCAACUUACUUGCAGCCUAUACACACGGACGCAGUAUAAUAAAUGUGUAAUCAUUUUUAUUAACAAUCCUACUUCACUCCAGUAUUUCUUUACAACAUUCAAGUGCUAAUUGUCUUUAUUCCACUACUGAAGAAGCAUGUCUCAAAUCACCUCAUAUUUCAAAGAUACAUGUUUUAUAAUUCCACGCCUCACCAUUAAGUGAAUUAUUGCCAAUACAUAUUAACAAAGGGGUGUACAUUUGGUUUUGAUAUCAUAAUUUUUUAUGUAACCAACUGACAAUUUUGGGGUACACUUAUAUUGAUGUUGUUGCCCUGCUUUUAGAAUAUCAGGGAUCAUUCAUAGAUGUGCCAACCCAAAUGUACUAGAGCAUAACAUUGGGGACUGGGGUCUCGAUCCAACAACAUGCCUAUCUAGUGAACCCUGAAAAGAGAGAGAAGCUCUGCGGUGAGGUGGAAAGUUACUACGGAUAUCGCAGGAGUUUCCUCUUGAAAUCAGACAUGUCUGUGGUAAGGACAACUUGGUUUCUGAUUGUCUCAAGGGUUGGCAGUCAAAAAUAUGUUUGUUUUGCAUUUAAUCAGUGUGUUACCAUGGAUCACAAUUUAUUUUGACACGUUUUUCCGUGUUGGAGAUGAGUUUGAUCUCUUAUUCUUUUCCGUAUUGAAACUGCAUUGUUGGUUAGGGGCUCGUAAGUAAGCAUUUCACUGUUGUAUUCGGCGCAUGUGACUAAUACAAUUUGAUUUGAGUUUUGAUUUUCCGUAUUGGAGAUGUUUUGUGCUUGUUCCAAGGGGAUGAGAGUUCUAGAAGCUUGUGAGUUUUAGGAUUCUAUAGAAAGAAAAAGGAGAAAAGAUACGAUUGUAUAUUAUUAUUUAGAAAUACGUAUUUUUUCUCAUUGACAGCCAGUAGACACCAUGUUUAUAUUGGUGAAGGUGAAGCAUUGUAGUUGAUUAUAAUGUGAAAUGGAAGUUGUUUUCUGUUGGUGGUGAGCAAACAUGUCCAACAAAAAUAUAGGAUAUAUUUGUUGUCUUAAGGGGGAAGGUGUUACAGGUUUUGGUUUUUCCAUUUAUGUUUUGAGGUUGGA
Messenger RNA from Oncorhynchus mykiss (rainbow trout), 2892 nucleotides. RefSeq lists its product as uncharacterized. Gene Ontology annotation, biological process: regulation of transcription by RNA polymerase II. Lineage: Eukaryota; Metazoa; Chordata; Actinopteri; Salmoniformes; Salmonidae. Gene Ontology annotation, cellular component: chromatin; PcG protein complex; transcription regulator complex. Gene Ontology annotation, molecular function: DNA-binding transcription factor activity, RNA polymerase II-specific; RNA polymerase II cis-regulatory region sequence-specific DNA binding. The record is from RefSeq and is a predicted model, not a curated record.